Messenger RNA from Funneliformis caledonium, 447 nucleotides. The record is from the annotation of a GenBank genome assembly. NCBI's taxonomy places the organism in Eukaryota, Fungi, Glomeromycota, Glomeromycetes, Glomerales, Glomeraceae.
AUGUCAAUUGAGCAAGUACAAGGUCAAGAAUCUCAACGUUUUAUGGCACAAAGUACUGCUCGAGUUCGCAUAGAACAACGGCAAAUGGCAAUAAAUAAGUUUUCUAUUGACAAUGUUUCUGUUCUAGAACCUAAAAAGCGUUUUAUUAUCAGUAAAAUGAUCUUAAAUAAUUUUAAGUCAUAUUUUGGUAAACAGGAAAUAGGUCCGUUUCAUAAGGAAAGUGAAAAUCUGGAUGCUAGCAGAAUUGAUGUAUAUUUUGAAGAAAUUCUUGAUUUGCCUGAUUUGGAUAAUUAUGAGAUUCUACCUCAAUCUCAAUUGUCUUUUAAAGAAAGCGGGAUCGAUUUGGAUCAUAAACGAUUUCUAAUUUUGAAGGGAGAAGUUGAAUUUUUAUCGCAAAUGAAACCCAAAGUACCAAAUGAGCAUGAAGAUGACACAAGAAUAUAUUGA